This is a messenger RNA of Rhodamnia argentea, 476 nucleotides long. Its product is annotated as L-ascorbate oxidase-like. The coding region runs from base 21 to 464 and encodes 147 amino acids. Lineage: Eukaryota; Viridiplantae; Streptophyta; Magnoliopsida; Myrtales; Myrtaceae. Gene Ontology annotation, molecular function: copper ion binding; oxidoreductase activity. The record is from RefSeq and is a predicted model, not a curated record. The transcript has 3 exons.
UGCUUUGUUUUCUCGCAGCCAUGGGCUCGGCACAGGGCACGGCACUUCUUUACAAGUGGGAAGUGCAGUACGAGCACACACUGCCGAAGGCCUACCCGAAGCUGUCCAUCACCAUAAACGGAGAAACCCCCGGACCAACCAUAUCGGCGCACCAAGGGGACGUCCUCAUCGUCGAAGUCACCAACGGGCUGGGGAAGGAGAACCUCGCGAUCGAGUGGGAUGGAGUGCAACAGAUUGCAGGGGCUUUGACAGGCCCCAUUCCUCCCGGGAAGACUUUUGAGUUCCGAUUUGCCGUUGAUCAGCUCGGCACGUAUUCUUACUACGCUGUUUCCAAAUUGCAAAGCGAGGCCGGACUGCACGGGUCGAUUCAAGUUCUGCCGCCGGAUGAGGAGGGCAAGGGCGCACCGUUUACAGGACAACGCAGGCCGCAGAUCACGGGAAGUGGUCAGACAAAAGGGCUCUAAAACACAAGUAAC